Messenger RNA from Saccoglossus kowalevskii, 2997 nucleotides. Its product is annotated as neuralized-like protein 4. Gene Ontology annotation, biological process: proteasome-mediated ubiquitin-dependent protein catabolic process. The record is from RefSeq and is a predicted model, not a curated record. Gene Ontology annotation, cellular component: SCF ubiquitin ligase complex. NCBI's taxonomy places the organism in Eukaryota, Metazoa, Hemichordata, Enteropneusta, Harrimaniidae. Gene Ontology annotation, molecular function: protein binding.
AUGGGAAAUGAAUCGAGUAGACUUGAUAAAAAGGAGAGUUCAACGAGAGGUGGUGAAGUUGCCACGAGUUUUGAAAGAGCAUUAACGGAGGCACUGCGCGAGAUUAUCGAAGACUGCCAAGAUUCAACAAGUGUUACCCCAGAACAAAUACAACACGGAUGGGACCCCGCGGAUUGUUCUGCGAACAUGGCAGUCUUAGAAGACGGAGUAACAGCACGACGAAGCACACGAUCCAUGCAAACUGAUGCCAUUAGAGGAAAAAAAGGAUAUCGUUCAGGGACUCAUACAUUUGAGUUUAAAUGUAUUAGCCGUGAACGAGGUUCACAUGCCAUGGUUGGCAUAGCUACGCCCGACGCUCCACUGAGCUGCGAUGGCUACUCCAAUUUACUGGGCUCCACAAGCGCAUCUUGGGGGUGGAACCUUACAGAUAGAAACCUUGUUCACAACGGUAAAGUGAUUGGUAAAUAUCCACCCAAAUCAAAUUACUCUGUACCAGAUACAUUUUACGCCAUUCUGAAUGCCGACAAAGGAAUUCUCAGCUUCAAGGCUAAUGACGAAGACCUGGGCGUGGCGUUCAAUGACCUGCCACGGCAGAAUCUAUUGAAACCACUUUGUGUUGCCACCUGUGCAUCAAAAGACAGUUGUGACAUUCGAAUGAAGUACAUGGGAUGUAGUGGAAAAAUCACCCAGUUCAGCGAGACUGGCGAACAAGUUGUAUCGACUGUCGCACCAACUGGCCGUACUUACUACACUCUGCACCCAAAUUGCGGAGAUAAUAUACAACUCAUGCACAAUGGACGCGUCGCAAAACGACAAAAUGCGGGAGUCGAUUUUAAUGAUGGUGUAGUUAUGACGGCUCAGCCAUUAAAGACGGAUGAACUGUUUGAAGUUCGUCUAGAUACCAAGGUAGCGCGAUGGAGUGGUUGUCUUGAGAUUGGAUUCACCAGCAACGCGCCUGACAGCUUUCAAAUUCCGCCCACUAUGACGCAAUGCAAAGAAGGAGUAACCCUUAUGUGGAGUGGUUCUAACAUCAUGAAGAAUGGCAAGAAAGUGAUAGAACUUGACACUGAUUUAGACGACUGUAGUAUUGGCGAUACCAUUGGUAUUGUCCGUAGAGACGACGAAUCGUUUCACCUUUAUUACAAUGGUGAGGUACUUAGGAGAGCUGUUCGAUUGAGGAGUACGCCGUCCAUUGUAUAUGGUGUGAUUGAUUUGUAUGGCCAGGCCGAACGUAUCACAGUAUUAGGUACGCAGUUAACUGGAUCUCUCUCAGCCUCUCGGGCGCCAGCAAAGACCAAAAUUGAGGCUACUGGUAAUGAUCCCAACUCCGUCAUGAUGAGAAUGAGAGAAACGUUGGAUCUGAUAAAAAUGGGCUCUGAUAUUGACAUACGCACAGUCUCCAUUUCUAUAGCGCAGCAUAUUCUUCAGCCUUAUCACGACACAGAAAGUGAAAGACUCCGCCAAAGAUUUGGUGACCAUCUUGCAGAUAUAGGGGCGGCAGCUGAACUUAAACAGUUACUGGAGCGCUUGAAUGCGAAGGGAAUGGGCAGUGAACAUGUAUGGUUAGGUAUGAACGUGGUUCGUAGUAGUUGCUGGAACUAUUCGGAUGCAAGUCUCCGGUUUUGUAAACAGCUUGGUCAAUGUGGUAUACUGGAAAUGAUGUUGAAAGAUUUAGAUCGUUAUGGACCUCAUAGUUCCACAGAUGAGAAAAAGCGUUUUAUUGUUGUAUCCGCAAUGAGCAUCCUUCACAACUCUGCAAAGGCUACUGAAAAUAAAGAUGUAUAUUUCAGGCUUCGUGCAGUCCAGAGAAUCUCACCAUUUCUAAAGUCCAAUGACAAAGAGUUGGCCAGCGAUGCUUUGUUAACCUUAUCAUAUGUGGUGGAAGACGACAAAGUUAACCUAUUAGAAGCAGAUUCACAGUCGAUAACCAUUAUUCUGCAACGUCUCCAAAGUGCAUUGACAAAUCCUACAACCUUAAGAUCAGCUGAAGGAGGCUAUUCUGCCCGGGAACUUGUCACGGGGCUUGGCAAUAUUGGUGCUAAUGACAAGAACAAAAUGACCAUCGUAGACAACGGUGCCGUGCCUUUGUUAGUAGACCUAAUGAAAGUCGACCGUCACGCCGAACAAGAAUGCGCUGCUAAUACACUGUGGAUUCUCGCCCGACUAGAUAGAAAUAAAGGACAAAUUGCCAAAAAUAGAGAAGUGAUCCCGACGCUCACAAAACUCACUGCAAGUUCGAACCUUGCAGUCAAACAAGCAGCAGAUAGGGCGCUGAUGCGAGUGAAACCCGUGUUUGGUCUUACCCAAGUCUAUAUUGGACCUUCAGCUGACGUCAAAUGUGCGUAUAGAUCACUAUGUGAGCGUUUUAAAACAUCCCUAAAAUUAUCUGAGUACUUCUUCAAUGAAGAAUAUGAUAUGUGUUAUUGUACAUCCUGUCACUGUGCCAGAGGUGAUAAACUAUAUUACGCUCGUGGAAACCCAGCAAAGGACUAUGGUGUUCCAAUGGGAUGGUGUCGAUUUGCCUUGAAAGUUCCAGAGCGAGCUAAGGCUCUUGAAGUUUUCGAAAAAUGGCAUGUUGCUUUCCAUGGAACUACUGUGAGAGCAGUAAAACCAAUUCUUGAAGGUGGUGAUCUGCUUUUUCCAGGUGAUAUUAUACUAGGGGGAAAAGAGCUUCGCGAAGAAGAUGGACACUUUACUGAUGAUUUUAAGCCAGAGGGAUUUGAUACAAAACAAUUGUUUCUUUCUCCCAGUAUUAGAUAUUCGGGCUGUGAUGUAUACGCAAAGACCACCGAUUUCAAAGACACUUUGACUAAAAAACGUUACAAAGCCAGGGUGGUCUUCCAGGUGUGCAUCAGACCAGCUUCCUACAAAGUUGGAAGGGAAACUAUAGCAGCUGAAGAAGAGAUUGAUCCAAAGUUUAGCAAUCAAGAAAUUGAAUGGUUUACUAAAGAACGUGGAUGCGUCAUUCUUUAUGGUUUAUUGGUUAAAAUGGAAUGA